AUGGUAGAAAUUGAAAAAGAACCAAAAACAAAAGAAAGGGAAAUAAAAAAACCUUUCACUGACCUCAAUCUGGAUAACUCUAUCAUUUUUUCACUUUUUAUUCAAAAGUAUUUUUAUUGCGCAAAAAUACAAGAGAUUACCAUACCACAUAUUUUAAAGAGAAAUGAAAAUGUUUUAUUGCAAUCUGAAACAGGAACUGGAAAAACAUUAUGUUUCGCCAUCCCAAUACUUCAAACUUUACUCAAUUAUAAAAAGCAAAUAUCUAUAAUUAGCGAAAAAGGUUGCAAAGAAAAAAUAAAAUGUAGUCCUGAUAACACUCGUAUUGAUAACACUGCUAAAGUCAACGAUUUUUUUUAUGAUGAAAAUAGUAUUAAUUCUAUUUAUGAUUAUUUUCAAAAAUGUGAAAUUACUAAGUGUAAAUCCAUUCCAUUUAACAUAAAUGUAGAUAAAUUUAUUUCAUAUAUUAGUAAUAAUAAUAUAAUUAAAAAUCAAAAUACAAUAACUGACAUCGAUAAGGAACAAAAUCAAGAUACUAUUGAAGAAAAAACAAAAUUAAUAACUAAUGUGAAUCCAGAACUCAAACAAAAUGAAAACGAUCAAAAAAGUAACCAACCAAAAGACGACAAAAAAUAUGAAGAAAAAGAAAAAUGUAGUGCCCAAUUUAAUAUAUCAGAAAUCACAGCUAUUAAAGAAGAUAACGAAAUAUUUAAUAAUGUAAAUCGAAAUAAAGAAGAUAUAGGAAUUGACGUAAAUACAAUUAUAAUUACCCCAACACGUGAACUUUGUAUACAAAUUUAUAAUGUAAUAAAUAAAUUUAUAUUUUUUAUAAGAUUAUAUUUUUCAAAUAAAUUUAAUGUAGAUUUAAAAAUAUUAGAUAGAGAUAAUUUUUUUAUAAAUAGUUUAUUAUUUAGAGGAGCUGUAAAAAUUGAAGACGAUAUAAAAGUUUUAGAAAAUGAAAAAAAAAAAAAAAAUACUUUUCAAAUAAUUACAGCUACCCCUGGAAAAUUAGCAAAUUUAUUUAAAGAUUAUAAUCAUCUUUUUAAUACAUCAAAAUUGAAAUAUUUUAUAUUAGAUGAAGGAGAUAAAUUAUUGGAAGAGAGUUAUAUAAAUUAUGUAAAAGAUGUUGUAAAUAGUAUCACAUCUAAUGAUUAUAUCACUUGUAUAUGUAGUGCAACUUGUUUAUAUGAAGAUAAAAUUUGUAGUUUAUUUCCUUCUGGAUUAAAAAAAAGAAAACCAUUCAGAAUAAUUGUUAAUCCUAAGGAAGGUGAAAAUGUACAACAAUAUGAUCUCAAUAAUAUUUCCCCUUCACAUGUUUACUUAAAUGAUAACAAGAAUGAUAAUGAAAAUAUAACUACCACAUUUGCAAUGUCCAAUCGAAUUGAGAAUUAUUAUAUUGUGUUAAGAAAUAUAGACAAAUUGUUUUUUCUUUUUAAAUUUUUAAACACUGUUUUGAGUAAUGGGGAAACUGCCAUUGUGUUUUUUCCAACCUGUUUUUGUGUUGAUUAUUAUUUUCACAUGUUUAAAAGUAUAUUUAGCAUAAAAAAUUUAUACAAUAAUGAUGGGGAAAACCUUUUUGAGAAACUUGUUAAACUAAAUAAGCUUUACAAUAAUAUUUGUACAGAUGAUGAGAUGCUCGUUUUUUCAAAAAUGAUUUGCUAUAUUAAAAAUUAUAUAGGAAAAAAUAAAAUAAAUUUUUUAAAAAUUCAUAGAAAAAUGAAAGAUAAAAAACGGAUUAGUGCUUACAAUAAAAUAACAGAUAAUAAAAAAGUUUCUAAAAAAAAAAAUGUAAUUUUUUGUACAGAUGUUAUGAGUAGAGGAAUCAAUAUUAAUAUUCAUUGGGUUAUAAAUUAUGAUGUUCCAAAUAAAAAUAUGACAUAUAUCCAUAGAAGUGGGCGAACUGGUAGAUUUGAUAAAACAGGUAAAAACAUUAUUUUUAUAAAUAAAAAAGAAAAGGAAUAUUUAUACUUUUUAAAAAGUAAAAAAGUUAACAUUUAUAAUUUUAAAAAAACUGAUAUGUUUCAAAAUAUGAUAAAAUACGAAUCCACAAUCAUCAAAACAGAACAACGUUUAAAUAAGGAGGCUCUAAAACUUGCAAAUAGAAAUAGUGAUUGUAUAAGUUUUCUUGAAAAAAAACUAUUUUUUACAAAUUGUCAACCGAAAGGGAAAAAUAAAAGUAAAAAUGGGAGUGAAAGUAAGAAUGACCAGGUGAAAAAAGAAACCCUCAAACGACAAAAUAUUAUAAUCCCCAAUAAUAUAAUUACGAUAUUCUUGAAACUAAUAAUAUUUUAUGUUAUUGAAAAUCGAGAAAUGUUCAAUUUAUCAACAAAAGCAUUUCUAUCAUACAUCGAAUUUUAUAAAAAUCAUCAGCUAAAUUUCCUUUUCCCAUUUAGCAAAUUAAAUAUAUCACAUUUAUGUCAUACAUUUGCAUUAGUUAAAAUACCAAAGUUUAAGGAAAAGGAAAAAGUUAAAAAUUUUAAAAGCUUCGAUAUAAAUAUUUAUGACAUACCCUACAAAAAUAGCGAAAAAGAAAAAAAGAGAUUAGAAAAUAAGAAAAAAAAAGAAGAAGAACAGGAGAAAAUUUUAAAAAAGGACCAAAAUAUUUCUACUGAACAAAACAAUACAUUGAAUAAAAACAAAAAAAAACGAAAAACUAUUGUUCAAAAAAAACAUGAAAAAAGAGAAAUGGAUCAAAACGAAAUUGACUCGUUAUUUUUUGAAGAAAAAUUAUUUAAAAAAUUAAAAAAAAAAAAAAUAACUGAUGAGGAAUAUGAUCGAUUAUUAGGAAUUGAUGAUCUUGACAAAUUAUUCACUUCAAAUCCGUCAAAAAAAAACACACAAAUUGUUAAUACAAGUAUUCUACAAAAUUCAAAUAAAAAAAAAAGUAAGAAAAAACAAAAAGUAUAUAAUUUAAAGGUCAAAAAAGUAAAAAAAAACUCGAAAAGACGGAGAUAA
This is a messenger RNA of Plasmodium yoelii, 2952 nucleotides long. Its product is annotated as ATP-dependent rRNA helicase SPB4, putative. Gene Ontology annotation, molecular function: nucleic acid binding; ATP binding. The record is from RefSeq and is a predicted model, not a curated record. The coding region runs from base 1 to 2952 and encodes 983 amino acids. NCBI's taxonomy places the organism in Eukaryota, Apicomplexa, Aconoidasida, Haemosporida, Plasmodiidae. Gene Ontology annotation, cellular component: nucleolus. The transcript has a single exon.